Molecule: messenger RNA, 742 nt
Organism: Eruca vesicaria subsp. sativa (arugula)
Lineage: Eukaryota; Viridiplantae; Streptophyta; Magnoliopsida; Brassicales; Brassicaceae
Source: the annotation of a GenBank genome assembly
CGUGACUUCGUCUUUCCCUAUCACACAGCCUACAGCGUUUCAGAACGCGAGAAUUCUCAAACGCCACAGCGUUACAACUUGUCUCUGUUACGGUCUAAAAGCUUCAGCUCGUUUGCAUAGACUUGUUGUUACUUUCAGCUUCACUAACCAUUUAAUUACCGUAGCUGAAUAACUAGUGUUGAUUGAAAUCAAGAUGCAGCCGCAGAGAUUAAAGAAGGUUAUAACUGAUAACCCAAAGAAGCUUGGUGAAUUGAUUGAUCUUGUGAAUCUUCCAUCUACUCUACGUGACUUCACUGGUCAGUCUCAGAGUUCUCGUCUAGGUUGUUUCAUGCGUGUCUGGUCUUAUAUCAAGACCAACAAUCUUCAGGAUCCUAAGAACAAGAACGUGGUGAACUGUGAUGAAAAGCUGAAGGGGAUUUUGCUUGGGAAGCCGAGAGUGGAGCUGGUUGAUCUUCCUUCUCUUAUCAAGUUGCAUUUCACCACCAAAGCACCGAACUCGAGUUCUCAAGAAAAAAGAAUGCCAUCCAUCUUUAAGUAUUGAAUUACAUUUUGAUAUAUACAUUUGGUUUUAUGUUUUGAAGCUUUGCCUGUUGACAAUCUUUAAUAAGUAGUUACACAAAACAUAUAUUGAGAAAGAUGGCUCUUGUACAACAUUCUGGAAGCAACCUGACUAUUGGUAACUAGGCUCGGAACUGUAAGACAACAACCCAAGAAUGUAGGAUGUCAAAGAAUUUGUUUUUUU